Molecule: messenger RNA, 444 nt
Organism: Drepanopeziza brunnea f. sp. 'multigermtubi' MB_m1
Lineage: Eukaryota; Fungi; Ascomycota; Leotiomycetes; Helotiales; Drepanopezizaceae
Source: RefSeq, a predicted model, not a curated record
AUGUCCUCUCACGAAGACGACGGCCCUUCCCCCCUUACGAGAAUCGCUCAAUUAGAGUCCUUCGUAAAGCAAUUACGAAUGGCCCCUCGCCAGCGCAAAUGCGUCCUUCCUGAUCUCGAUAAGUUCAACGAUACGUCUAAACUCAACUAUACGGACCCGUCUGAAUGGCCAAUUGACUCUCUCAACUACGUAUACCGAAUACGUGCACGUCACUUAGCAGCUUGGACGCUCUUCCGGCUCUUCCGGCCCUUCCGGCCCGUCCCACGGAUUUUCUCGACCUUCGGCACUUUCGGCCCUUCUUCAAAACCGCCCUCGCACGUCAACGGGCCCUCCUUCCGGCGACCCAAUAGACCUUUCAACAGUCGAACGCGCUCAACAACUCGAGCAAUUGCAGCACGCCAACGAGCUCGGCGCUAUAAAGCUUAUCGACGCUCACGAGGCUGA